AUGCUGCGUCAUGAUUACAAUGGAGAAAAAACAACGGCUGAAGAGAAAUCUACGAAACGUCAUGAAUCUCAACAUGGACGUUUAAGUCGAAAAUCAACGUCUAUUAUUGAUCAUUUAAAAACCAAAGUUAAACAAAAACGAUUAUCCAAAAAUGACUCAUUUGAUUUAUCUAAUGAAACAUUAAACCUCAGCAUAACUGGAAAUAUAAAUACCAAUAACAAUAACAAUAACAAUAAACGAUCGGAUCAGGAUCAUAAUGAAUCUCAACAUAAAAGAACUUCAACAGCAACUCGUUCUCGAUCAAUUACACCAUCAGUCAAAAAUUCAAAAGAACUCUUAUUCAAUAAUAAUGAAAUCGUACAUAAUGAUGACAAUAAUGUAUUUAUCGAAAACAAUGAACAAGAUGCAAUUGUACCUAAUGAAACCCAUAACGAUAAAGAUAUAGAAGAAAAUAUUCAACGACAAAGAAAUUCUAUAAAAUCUAAUACAAAUAAAAAAAUAACUAGAUCACAACCAAAAUUUAUCAAAUCAAAUAGCACUUUUACUGAAAUAACUAAUCAAUCCAAUGCAAAAAAACGACGACAAAUGUUACGACCUACGAGUUUCCAAAUUCGUGAUGAAGAUUUUCAUGUUAUAUUCAGUGAUUUACCAUCAGAUGAACAGUUAGUUAUCGCUUAUCCAUGUGCUUGGAGAAAAGAUGUAUUUAUGCAUGGCCGAAUUUUUCUUUCAACGAAUUAUUUAUUAUUUUAUGCACGUUUUUUCAAAUGGGAAGAAAGUUUACGCAUUCCUUAUAAAGAUAUAAUUAGUGUAACAAGAGAAAAAUCUGCUAUAGUUCUUCCAAAUGCAAUUAAAUUGCGAAAAAAGAAUGAAGAUGAAUAUUUAUUUGCUAGCUAUAUACCAAGAGAAAAGAUUUUUAUUGCUAUAUUUCGUUUAUGGCAAAAUGCUUUACUUGGCCAACCAUUAGGUUAUCAACAAUUACGAGCGUUUAUUUUGGCUGAUCAAUAUAAUCAUGAUGACUCGGGUGGUGACAGUGAAGAAUAUAAUGCUUUAGAAAAUAAUGAUGAAUAUACUCAUAAGUCUGUUGAUUUUUUGCAGCCAAGCCCUGUAGGAUCGAAUAGUUCAACAGAAUCAUUAAUACGAUCAAUAGAAGCACCAACACGACCAGUAGAAUCAUCUCGGCGUACAAUUUCAUUCAAAUUAGAUGAUGAAAAUGUAACUCAUUUACGUACAUGUACAUGUGAAACUCAUCUUGGGAAAACAUUUGCAGAUCGAUUAUUUAGUUUUAACGUCGAUACACUUUUUGAAUUAUUAUUUGGUGAUAAUUCAUUUACGCGUGCUUUUCAUAGUGCACAAAAAUUAGCGGAUUAUACUUUCGGUGUGUGGAAUUUAAAUACUGAAACUGGUAAACGAGAACGUCAAGUAUCAUAUAAAACAAUUAGUCAAUCUGUUCUCGGUACUAAUACGCUUUUCUGUCGAGAAAAACAGAUAUUAGAAGUAGAAAAACCACAUUUUAUGUACAUUCUAAAUACAGAAGUAUACAAUGAGGGAAUGAGAUAUACAGAUACAUUUUAUGUUGCAACACGAUUCUGUAUGGUACAAUAUGAUGCUGACCAUAGUUCAUUACGAGUUACUGCUGAAAUACGAUACAUUAAAAAUGUCAAUGGAUUUAUAAGAACAUUUAUUGAAAAAAAUGUGAACUCAUCUAUAGAAGGAGGAAUUAAUGAGCAAGUUCGAAGACUUGAAAGUCAUCAUGUAACAGAUAUUGAUCAAAAGUCUAAUCAGAAAUCAAUGCCACUAUCUGGAACACGUUCAAAACAAUCAAUAGAUAAUAAUAUACCUCAAAAACAGUCUGAAGAAAAUUCAUCAGUCAAUAUAAUGAGUUUACCUCGAUUUAAAUUACCUGUUACCGAAAAGACUAUUGCUGGUGAAGGUAGACUAUACGAUAUUGGUCUUCUUAUUGGUAUUUGUUUUCUACUUGUUCAUAUUUAUUUAUGGUAUAAACUAAAUUCUAUCGAGCAAGCUUUAUUACCACCUGAGACUAUAUGUUUGAAUCAAUGUAGACAAAAUUGUAAAUAA
Rotaria sp. Silwood2 is the source of this 2076-nucleotide messenger RNA. The record is from the annotation of a GenBank genome assembly. Lineage: Eukaryota; Metazoa; Rotifera; Eurotatoria; Philodinida; Philodinidae.